UGGGGAGGCCGGAGCGGCCAGGCCGGCGGCUUCCCCAGCUCGCUGGGUCCGGCCGCCCCUCGAGGGAGGUGGGGGGCCGCCCCCUAGGCCCGGCCUCACCUCAGGAGCUGCCGCCCCGCCCCAGGCCCGCCCCGCCCGCCCGCCGGGCCUUAGGGGAGGAACGGGCAGGGCCUCGGGCGCUGCCCAGCCACCUCCGGAGUCACCACCACUACUCUCCUGGCUGCCGCUCGUCCCCCAGGCCGUCGCCAUGAAGAUCAAGGAUGCCAAGAAACCCUCUUUCCCGUGGUUUGGCAUGGACAUUGGGGGAACACUAGUAAAGCUCUCCUAUUUCGAACCUAUUGAUAUCACAGCAGAGGAAGAACAAGAAGAGGUCGAGAGCCUGAAAAGUAUCCGGAAAUACCUGACUUCCAACGUGGCGUACGGAUCCACCGGCAUUCGGGAUGUGCACCUCGAACUGAAGGAUUUAACACUUUUUGGUCGGAGAGGGAACCUGCACUUUAUCAGAUUUCCUACGCAGGACCUGCCUACUUUUAUCCAAAUGGGAAGAAACAAGAACUUUUCAACAUUACACACGGUGCUAUGUGCUACAGGAGGUGGUGCUUACAAGUUUGAAGAAGAUUUUCGUACAAUUGGAAACCUCCACCUGCACAAACUAGAUGAACUUGACUGCCUUGUAAAGGGCUUGCUGUAUAUAGAUUCUGUCAGUUUCAAUGGACAAGCAGAGUGCUAUUAUUUUGCUAAUGCCUCAGAACCUGAGCGAUGCCAAAAGAUGCCUUUUAACCUGGACGAUCCCUACCCACUGCUGGUAGUGAACAUCGGCUCGGGAGUCAGUAUUUUAGCAGUCCAUUCCAAAGACAACUACAAACGAGUAACUGGGACAAGUCUUGGAGGGGGUACCUUUCUGGGCUUAUGCUGUUUAUUGACUGGCUGUGAAAGUUUUGAAGAGGCUCUUGAAAUGGCAGCCAAAGGUGACAGUACCCAAGCUGACAAGCUGGUCCGUGAUAUUUAUGGAGGAGAUUAUGAAAGAUUUGGUCUGCCGGGUUGGGCUGUAGCAUCUAGUUUUGGGAAUAUGAUUUAUAAGGAGAAGCGAGAAUCUGUUAGUAAAGAAGAUCUAGCGAGAGCAACUCUGGUUACUAUCACCAACAACAUUGGUUCUGUGGCACGAAUGUGUGCUGUUAAUGAGAAAAUAAACAGAGUUGUCUUUGUCGGAAACUUUUUACGUGUCAAUACUCUCUCAAUGAAACUUUUGGCAUAUGCACUGGAUUACUGGUCAAAAGGUCAACUGAAAGCAUUGUUCCUAGAGCAUGAGGGAUAUUUUGGAGCAGUCGGUGCGCUUCUCGGGCUGCCAAAUUUCAGCUAAAGCAUCAGGUUUGUCUCUGCUAAUAAACAUCAUCCAAGAGGAACUGAAAACCAGAGGCGUUAUUAUUGGAUUAUUUGUCACUGGGAACCAAAGGAAGAAAAGAGUAACCCUAUUCCUGUUGAUUUUUAAAUGUCAAAGUGGUAAGCUGCUAAAUGUUGCCAUAGAGAAAGGGAGGACUGGGUAACAGGUGAAGUAUUUCCGACUGAAAUGCUUUCCCUCCUGUAUAUAGCCAGUGUUAAAUCUUUAAAUGCAAUACAGCCUCUGAUAAUUGAGCUUUCUCUCAAAAAAAUUUUUCUAUUUAUUUUAUGUAGCCAAUAUUGCAGUACUGUAUGCUCAAACACAAAUCUAAAAUGCCUCAGAAGUGUUUAGGUCUUGAAAAUAAUUGAUUCUGAAUAUUUGUUACAAAUCUGUUCUACGUGCGUUUUGGUUACUAGAAAGCAGACAGUAACAACCCCUGUACCAAAAUUAAUUGAAAUGGCAAUCAAAGAUGGUCAUCAUGGGAUUUUAGAAAUGUUAGGCAAUAUUAUUCAUUAUUGUAAUUUUCUUAAUAUACCCCCCAAAAAAGCACAUUUAUGUGAUCUUUCUCCAGAAGUACAACUUUUUUCAAAUGCCAUAAUUGAAAUACUGUUGUUAAAUAUUAGCCUGAAUUUUCAAUGAAUCCUAGAAAAUGCACACACUUGGUGACAUUGCACUUUCUGUAUUUUAUUAGUCAAUCCAUUUUAAAAUGUUGACUAUUUUUUAAUUGGAGACUUAAUUACUUCUUUGAGAGUCCACGCAGUGAGAUGCCAGGACUGUUCCUGUGGAGCGUGGUUUGAGCCCCGGCAGAGUUCCACGCUCGCCCUGCAUCACGUCUGCCUCCGGCCCAGACUCAGUUGUUUCUGUUUAAUUCGAUCUGAACCAUCAGUGCUAAAGAUUUAUUUCUAUCAUGAACAGCAACAAAAUCACAUUUAUUCCAAAUGGAUGUUAGAGAAAUCUAAAAGAUGAGUUGUUCUGAAACUUAGGAUUCUGAGGCAGUACUGCAGAAUUAUAAAAGGAUCAGUGUUUUGUACAUUCUGGUGAUAAAAGAAUUAUAGUUCCAGAAUUUGUAAAUCCCUUUGCCUUGGAAUUGGUUCUGUAUUUGGAAUCAUUUUUUAUAAUGUUAUAAAUUCAGAUUUUACUUUGGCAGUGACAUUUUGGAGGUCCAAAAGUCCAGUGAAGUUGUUUGAGAUUCUUACGAUGUAUGAAGUAGAGAGACUUGGGGAAAAUACUUGUCUCCUUAAACUACCAGGAAAUCUGGAUGUGCUUUAAAGAGCUUAAAACUUCUUUGCAUUACAGAAAGAAGUAUUACCGUGUGUUUUUAUGGAACACAGUUUUGCUCCAUAGAGAACAGUUGUCAGUAGACUAUCAACAGGUGCUUGUUAAAGACAUUUCUCCUUGUAGUUUCAGAUUUUGUGCUCAAAUACUUAAAAUUCAGUUUUCUUUAUUUAAAGACAUGAACAUGAACAAUAGGAGUGAAUAUAUAGAGGGGAAAGUAUGUUAAAGUAAUUUUUUUAGAAUUUAGAAUAUUUGGUCCUUCGAAUUCAUGUCAGUUGGUAGUCACUUUGAAAACCUACAAUGACUAAAUGUGUCUUAUUUUAAUAUUGCCAUUGUAGUGACUAGAUACAUCAGCCAAAAGCCACCUGUUCAAUUUAUUUAAAAAGUUUAUGAUUUAGGCAUCUGUACAAAAUUUUUAUUUUUAAACAACAGUAACUUCAAGUUACAUUCCUGUGACAAACUGUACAUUAGCAGCUAUAGGUUUGGGGCAGUCUUUCAGAAAGAAAUGGAAUGAUCAAAGUUUAUAUAAGUUAAUUUGAUCAAUACUUUGGUUAAUUUGGGACCAUGAUUGAUAAUUUUUGCCCUUGGAAACUGCAGGUACCUGUUAAAACGCACAUUAAGUGGGUACCACCUCGCCACUCUUGGCGCUUAGCUCUUCUCGUGCAUAAUCCGGGACUGCUGAAGUGGUAACGGUUAUGAUGGAGGCUUCCGAGAUUCUGUUUUUCGAUUAUGAUCUUAAAUUCCCUGUAAGCAACAGUGGUCAGUAGGUUUGGUUCUACUCCCGAUCGACAUAAUGCCACAAAGUCCUAUGUUCUUGAGUAGUGCUAAUAGAACUAAAAUGCGAGCCACACGUAAUUUUACAUUUUCUAGCAGGCACAUUUAAAAAGUAAAAAAUAAAUAGGUGAAAUGCAUUAUAUAUUUUUGUUUAAUGCAGUCUAUCCUAUGUUAUUUCAGUAUGUAAUAUUAAAAGUUGUUGAGGAGAUAUUUUACGUUUUGGUUGCUUGUAUUUAGUCUUCAAAAACAGUUUGUAUUUUACACUUAGAGCACAUCUCAAUUUAGACCACAUUUCAAGUCCUCAGUAGCCACAUUUGGGUAGUGGCUAUUAUAUUAGUGCAAUUUUAGAACUGGCUCUUAAAAAUGAACACUAUCGUGUCCAUUAAAACUUCAUGAAUAUGGGCUUUUAAAAGAAUGUUUGAGGGGAACCUUAGUUUUUAAAUAAAGGGAGAUAGGAAGUAGCAUAGAUUGGGCUAGUUUAUUUUACACAGACAAGCUGUAUUUCUGACUGUUCCAAAAAUAGUUUAUAUUGCAUCCUGCCAUCUCAUCAUAGUAUGUAUCAUUUUUUCCAAUGAUACUGAUAAAAUUGCCCAAGACAUCACAUUCUCACAAUCUCCAAAAUACGUAUUUCCUUCACUGAAGCAAAUUUGAUCAUUCCAGUGACUUAGCUUUCCCCCCACCUUAUCUAACUUUGAGAAGCCAAUUGUAAAGGAUUGAAGAGUCUCUUUUAAUUCUUCAUUAAGUUAUGUACACACAAGAGAAUGUUCUUUAUAACUUUCGGAUUUAAUUUUCAUUCCUUAAAAAUUCUGAUAAAAUUUUCAGUACAGGGAGCACUAUCCAUUUAUUUUGGGGCUUGAUAAAAAAACACAAGGUCAAGAACUUUACACCACUACCACUCCCCAAAAAAGAUUGCCUUUUGUAACCAGAGACUUAAACUAAUGGCUUUUAGUUCUGCGUCCCGACUUCUCCAAAGACAAAGUAUUAGUAACUCAGCCACCUAUCGACACAGGCGAUUCCUUGGCUCAGCUACUCUAAACAAAGGUGGACUCUGAGUUUGGGCGAAGUCAGUGCCAUUGCCAAUAAUAUACAUGGCAAUCGACAGUCUUUCCUGAGGUUCAGAAUAUUUGCCAAAUAUUAGACUGUAAAGAUUCCUGAGGUUUUGCCCUUGCAUGAUUGUCAUAUUGGAAGUACUGGUUCCUGAAAGUUUUCGUUUCUGCAAGCACAGUGAUGGCAGCUGACGGGGAGGUGUUGGCCGCUGUGUCCAGCAGUCCCCUUUCCUCGUAAGAGCAGACCAUCACACCUUGCCUUGAUUUCUAAGGUUGCAUUCUUGGGCGGAAAGCUUAGAAAGGCGAUAGCUUCCAAAUGUCUUUCGUAACCACUUAUAUACAAAGUUUUUCAUAUUUUGUUUAGUGUGUCAAUUUUUUUUUCUGGUUGAACGCUCAGUGCUUUUCAGUCUAUUGCAUUUGAGACUAUAGUUUAGAAAAUCUCCUUUAAAGCCAUGUAAAAACUGAAAAUAAUAGCCAGAAAAAUGUGGGUACAUUCUUUUGCAUUUAACUUACUGUUUUGUGAUAUGUCUGAACAAAAUUCUAGAAAUAUGUUGCCUUUUUUAAUAAUACUCUUUGACCUGUUUAAGAUAAUUUGCCAUGAAAUGUGUAUAAUGUCCUAUUUUCUCAGUAAGUUUAUUUUACUGUGUUAUUAUUCUGGUACGGAAGGAAUUCAGCUAAUUUUUUUUCUAUCUUCAGAUAAUCUUUUAAAGUAUUAUAGUAGCCUAUUAAAAAAAAUUGUGGUGUGAAAAGUCAUCAGUUUUUUAUCCAUAUCUAAAUUUCGAGUAUGGAAAUUUUGAGUUAUUUCUACUUCCAAAGAGUUCACAUCAUCUUAAAGCAGUACCUACUGUUUGCUGCGUUAUCUGGCUCGUAUGGUCAGUGGACAUGAGAUCCUGAUUUCAUAUUGUAUUAGAAAUAGCACCGGUGGCUGGUCUAACUUCUUUGAAUGUUACCUUAUUUGUAAAAUGACGAAAUUGACUUGUUACAGUAGUCAUCAGUUAUCGGGAUCUUGAGAAGGACACUUAUUUGCUUCUUACAUGGCAGCAUUUGGAACGAUGAGAACAGUUUGUUCAGAGACUGGCAACAUGUUUUGGAAUUUAUUUUAUUCGUAUGUUUAUAGGUACUAGAUUUUGAAUUCUCACCAAACCAGUAGAAUUCUAUGUAAUGUUAACAUUAUUCUCUCAUAAUAUUAAGCUAUUGCCUGCAAUAUACUAUUGCCUGCAAGUAGAUAAACCUUAAAGUACUAUGGAGGGUUUUAUAAAGUAUGUGUACUUCAGUCUAAAGAUAUCUGGAAUUUUUAUUGUGUUAACUUCAAAAUUAUAUGGGCAUCAUAUAUAUAAAACAUUUCCAUCAUAAAAAGAAACAUCCCACUAAAUCCAUAGAUGUUUGAAUAUUAGAUGUACUGGGGAUUUUUUUUUUUUUUAACGCUUACAGCACCUGGUCUUCCUAGGUGGUGUCCCAUCCAAGUACUAACCAGGCCCGACCCUGCUUAACCUCCGAGAUGAGAUCGGGUGCAUUCUGGGUGGCCUGGCUGUAGACUACUGGGGAUUUUUUUUGUUGGCCCUUUUAAGCUGUUUAUUUCUGAACAUUGUGAGUGGAGACAGUUGUGGCAUAAACCCCUCCUGGAAUUAUUUAUUGCUUUUGUCAAACACAAUUCAUAGUGGAAUUUAUAAAACACAAUUUUAAUUACCUACAAAUAAGUUGAAAUAUUAUGGGUUAUAGUCAUCUACUUCAAAUAUAAUGAAGACCUAAAAUACUUUUAUCCUUAGGAUUGUCUGAGAAUAAUCAGAUUGGACAUGUGUCUGACAUUCUCAGUGUACUGUUUAAAAUAAAUGUAGAAGCGAGUUGAUGCUGGGACUUUAGGAACCAUAGUUAGUGCUGAAUGAUGUGUAAGAGGAAAUCAAUUUUUUUUCUCUUUAAGAAAGAAAUCAAAAUCUUUACAUUCUGGUUCGUUCCAUAGUCAAAGAUUACUUUUCAUUUAGAUUUUCAGUCUUUUUGCCUCAGCUGCCACUAAUUUUAUGUUUAAAAGAAUAGGGAAUGUAUUUUUCAAAGGAGUGAAUGAAAUUAAAAUUCAAAUUUUUGAAUUGUAUAAAUAUGCAACUAAAUUUCAAUGCUAAGAUAGCGCUUUUUUUUUUUGCGAUUUCUUAACAUCUUUCAUAUACUGCAGUACUUCAUAGUUCCAGUAGCUUUCAAAGGAAACAUAUCAGCAUUUAACAUAAUUUGUAAAGUAUACAUAAAUAAUGCAAAUAGUUUGAGAUUAUUUUAGCCUUAUAUCGUAUCUCUGAAUCAUGGAUAGUAUGCCCGCACAGUCUAUAGUUGUCGCAGAUAUCAAGCCAUUUUGAAAUUUUUCACUUUUUUCUGAGGUACUCUUGUUAGUUUACAACAUUUAGAAACAGAAGAUAACUUUAUAGGACUGACAUCAAUACCCUAGUCUCCUUUCCCAAAUAUAAUUAAUGGAAUUAGGAUGUAAAUCAUGUUAAGAUGGUUUUAUCAUUUUUUUAAUACAUCGUUUGCUUUCCCUUUUUAUUUGAACUACAGUGAAACUGAAGUUGAAUGGCAUUUGUCUUAAUUCUGCCAAGUUAUUGACCAAAUCAUACAUAGAUCUGUGUGUUAAUUUUACUUAUGUAAGCCUUUCAAUUUAAGUUGCCUUAUUCUAUCUAUCGCAUUGUUCUUGUCGAGUCUGAGCUUUGUCAUGUUGGAAUUUUUCUAACACUGAAUCCGUGAUGUAAAAAUGUAUGAUGUGCUACAAAUUUUAUUCAUAAUAAACUAAGUUAUAACCUUUUGUAACCUAUAAAAUGUUUCUUGUAAAUUGUCUAAUUUAUUUUUUCAUUUAUGUACAGUUUCUUAUGUAAAUUUAAAAAAUAUUCGUUGUGGCCUGUUCUGCCAACAUUAUUGUACUCUCCCUCGAUGCUCAUUUGCAUGAAAGAAACUUGGGUUUUGCUGGUUUGUACUGUUCGGCCAUUAAGCCAACUUCAGUCCUCUUUGCCGCCUUUUCUGUAGUUUAACUUUUUCUAGUUUUGUUCGUAUUCUAAAAUGUUAAGAUCAUGCUUUUUAUUUCCUACUUUACAAAUAAAUUCUCUAAGUUGUUUAC
Messenger RNA from Pteropus alecto (black flying fox), 7561 nucleotides. RefSeq names its product pantothenate kinase 3 (gene PANK3). The transcript is spliced from 7 exons. Gene Ontology annotation, cellular component: nucleus; cytosol. The record is from RefSeq and is a predicted model, not a curated record. Bases 248 to 1360 code for a protein of 370 amino acids. Gene Ontology annotation, biological process: coenzyme A biosynthetic process. NCBI's taxonomy places the organism in Eukaryota, Metazoa, Chordata, Mammalia, Chiroptera, Pteropodidae. Gene Ontology annotation, molecular function: pantothenate kinase activity; ATP binding.